AGUAAAAAAAUAUAUCUCUCAAGGCGACUUUAGUAAUCAAUAAACACAAGAUCAAAGCUUAUUUACAACUCCAACAUCUGUAAUAUUUGAAACAAAUAUGGCGCAAGCAAGUUCGCAGCCGCAAAGUGUCAAUGAAAAAAGUUACAUCUUAGAUGCAAGAAAAAAUUUUGAAGACGGAGGCAGCUUGGGAACGGAUGAUUCUUACGACGAUUUGAGACAACUUGUAAGGGAAGAUGAAGAGGAAUCUGGGAAAUUUACAAGUCUUCCAAUGGCGAGUUUUAAUUUUAUUAAUUCCAUUAUUGGUAGUGGAGUUAUUGGUAUUCCGUAUGCACUUCAUCAAUCGGGUUUUGGCUUAGGAAUUUUUUUAUUAAUUAUUAUAGCAGUUUUAACUGACUAUUCGCUUAUUUUAAUGGUAAGAAGUGGGCAUAUUUGUGGAGAAAUGAGUUAUCAAGGUCUAAUGAGAGCUAGUUUUGGAAGGCCUGGAUUUUAUAUUCUAACGGCUCUACAAUUUAUUUACCCAUUUAUAGCUAUGAUAUCUUAUAAUAUCGUUGUCGGUGAUACUGUGACAAAGGUAAUAAUAAGGGUAACUGGGAUAGCAGAAAGCAAUAUAUUUGCACAAAGAGAAGUUGUAAUAUUAUUAGCAACUUUAAUGAUAACAAUUCCAUUGUGUCUCUAUAGAAAUGUUGCGCGACUUGCUAAAAUAUCAUUUCUAUCUCUCGUAUGCGUUGGUUUCAUUUUAUUAGCAAUUUUUAUUAGAAUGGGUACCAUGUCAUCUCUUGUACCGGAUAGAACAGAUAGUUGGGAAUUUGCCAAUAUGAGAGGAGUAUUGCCAUCAAUUGGAAUAAUGGCAUUUGCAUUCAUGUGCCACCAUAAUACAUUCCUCAUUUAUGGGUCAAUAGAACGCGCCACCCAACAAAAAUGGGAUAUGAUAACCCACUGGUCUCUAUUCACAUCUUUUCUCAUUGCUGCGGCAUUUGGAAUAGCCGGUUACGUCACAUUUACAAGUUACGUUCAAGGAGAUCUUAUGGAAAAUUAUUGUUGGGACGAUGAUCUUAUGAAUCUCUCAAGAGUAAUGUUUAGCGGAACAAUUUUACUUACAUUCCCCAUUGAAUGUUUCGUAACACGUGAAGUAAUCCUAACGGCCAUAAAAGGUACUGCCGAAACAGAAAACCAUGAUGUAUAUAUCGCUGGAUCCGACAGACGUUAUCUUAUAAUAACAAUGGGAAUAGUAACGUUAGCUUAUUUAGUAUCAAUGUCUGAAGAUUGUCUUGGAGUUGUACUAGAGCUUAAUGGUAUUUUAGCAGCAGUACCAUUAGCUUAUAUAUUACCGGCCUUGUGUUAUAUAAGACUCGAAGAAGGUCCACUGCUGUCUCCUAAAAAAAUACCAGCAAUGGGUUUACUUUCUGCGGGGGCAUUCACAGCUAUUGCUGGUUUAUACCUUCUCAUCUUCCAUAACCACACUGCGGAUUCGUGUAAACACGGACAAAUAAUGCCAUACUGUGUAAUUAAUUCAACUAUUGCAAAUAUUUCUACUACUGCGACUAAUGUAUUAGAAACGUCUUCCUUACCACCAAAUUUAACAACAGAAAUUACAAAUUUAGUGACGACAAUCGCUAGUAGUACUGUACUUUAAUUAUUAAAUUAAUUAGGCGUCAAAUUGAGUUAUUAAUUAAUUAAUUAAUUGUUUUUUUUCUAAUAUAUUUAUUAUUGAUUAUAGAUAACAUUCGCCAAACCAAAGCUGUAUUUAGAUUUUAAAAAAUUGUAUAAUAAGGAUCAUUAGUUUGUAUUUGCAAUUUUAAAUUUAGAUAUUGAUUAGAUUUUUUCUUUUCAACCCUCGCGGUUAUGGAAAUGCUAUAAUUGUAAGGUAUAAAAACUGCGGAAUUGAGGGAAAACUUCAGUUAUUUUGGCCAGUUUUUUUGUCGAAUUAUUAGCAAAUAUCUACGAAAUAAAUUCAGAAUAUUUACGAUAAUAGAACAGGAAAAUUUCG
Molecule: messenger RNA, 1987 nt
Organism: Microplitis demolitor
Lineage: Eukaryota; Metazoa; Arthropoda; Insecta; Hymenoptera; Braconidae
Product: putative sodium-coupled neutral amino acid transporter 11
Exons: 8
Coding region: 98-1633 (511 amino acids)
Biological process (GO): amino acid transmembrane transport
Molecular function (GO): amino acid transmembrane transporter activity
Source: RefSeq, a predicted model, not a curated record